AUGGUUUAUGACAGCGCUCCGCCAUGGCCUCUGCAGACGCCGCAGACAUUGCACGGGACAUCCGUGCAAGCCGUUUGUGUUGAGACGCCCUGGAGAUGGAACUGUUGUGGUGCCGCUUGGCCCGAGCGACUCUCGCCUCUGGAACAAUGCGGGGUGUUUUUCGAAAGCUUACUCGAGCAGGGCUAUGGGGCACCGGUGGCUGCCGGGGAGUGCCGAAGAGCGGAGGGGUCUCCGCAGAAGACCAAAGAGCCUUCCGGGAUCGUCGAAGCAGCUUCGUCUUGGUCCGAGGGCUCCGAGGGGAUCUUCGAUCUGCUGCUCCAACCAGGACCCGAUCUUCAGCAAGCUUGCCAGGUGCUCUUCUCGGAGUACCAGUGGGGCUCCGGGGCCCGGGUCCUUGAAGUCUUGCUGCUUUAUCAAGAGGGCCUUUUUGAGUGGCUCCCGGCUUUCCGCUGGCUGCUGGCAGAAGUCCUGCCAGCCAUGUCAGCUCCCUUACAUAUACGUCAGUUCAAAGUCAGCAACACUACGAGGCCAGACCAGUUGCCGGUGUUUGCAGCAGCUUUAAUCGUCGUCGUGGCCUACCACAAGGUACACCACUUUGACUUCAGUGCAUAUGCAAGGUACGCCCGCAGCCAAGGGAGCGAAAUGCUGGGGCUUCUCCACUUAGGCCAUGAGGUGCAGUGGGAGACGGAGGGUGAGAUGGAGGACCUGGGAUCCUGGGGAACGAUCCGAGCGGAUGGGGCAAGAGCUCGGCAGAAACGGGAUCUGCUCCACUACUUUGAGGAUUAUCAGCAGUUUGAUUUCGUGCUGAGGAAUCACUUCUCACCAGCCUAUGCUGAGCGAAGCGUAUAUCUUCCAUUCGGACCUGGUUGGGGCUGGAUGAUGCAUGGAAAGCGGUGGCUACCCAAGGCCUCACUGAGGAGAAACUUCUGCCUGGCGGCCUUGUGGAGGCCUUUGGACUUCGAGUAUCACUGGGACCGUGGUAAACUCUUGGAGUUGCUGUCUUCGGAAGGCCAGGAGAGUCUCUGCAAUAGGACAGGGCAGUGGGUCACGAACUAUGAGGAGCAACUCAUGGACUCAUCGGUAUCUCUGUGUCCAUUUGGGAGCUCGCCUGAGACCAACCGACUUUGGGAAUCUCUGCUUGCUGGCGCUGUGGUUGUCAUGACCCGAGCCACCUUCGUCACAGCGAAUCUGCAAGCGCCCUUGAUCCUGCUCAACAGCUGGCAAGAGCUCCCUGCGCUGCUGCAGACGCUGCGCAGUAGUCCUGGUCUUUUAGAUCAACACCAGCAACAGCAAAGUGAGUGGUUCAACGCUUAUAUGCGGUCCAUCCGUCAGAAUCUGAGGGCCCUGAGCCAAACAACGGUGCUACCCAGCCUCAGAUCCGGAGGCUUCGAGACUGAAGACCACGCCGCAACUGUACUGCUCCCCCAGGAGGGAGGGCUUGGGGCAGCGCAGCUCACGGAGCAGGAAGCAGAGGUGAUCUCGCUUCGUCGCUCCCGGUCUUUUGGUGAGACCAGCCACCUGAGCCCCCUUCUCGCAUCGCUCGGUCCGGUCUAG
This is a messenger RNA of Symbiodinium sp. CCMP2592, 1554 nucleotides long. Lineage: Eukaryota; Dinophyceae; Suessiales; Symbiodiniaceae. The record is from the annotation of a GenBank genome assembly.